GUGGCCGUGUUGAAGUCCCUCGGCAAGCAUCCGGGCAUCGUGCCAUUGCUGGAAGUCUAUGGAGAAGCAGGAAAGCUCUUCAUGGUCUUCGAGUACUUCGAGCGCGACCUCGCACGGUACAUGCAAGAAGCAGGCUCCCUCUCCGAAAGUCGGGUGGUGCGCUUCUCCUGGCAGCUGCUCAAUGCCAUGGCUCACUGCCACGUUCAUCGCGUCGCGCACAGGGAUGUCAAACCCCAGAACAUCCUCGUGAAGCCAGAAAGCGAUGAGUUGAAGUUGUGCGAUUUCUCCCUGGCUCGCUCCGUGGUCGUUCAGCCAACCGUUUCGCAAAGCCCGGAGACACACAAGGUGGCCUCACUAUGGUAUCGUGGCCCGGAGAUCUUGUUAGGAUCAGAGAGCUGUGGCCACUGCGGUGUGCGGCUCGAUGUUUGGUCACUGGGAUGUGUCUUUGCAGAGAUGCUGCUGAACGAGCCCUUGUUCCCUGGCUCCUCGGAGAUAGGCAUGCUCUUCCAGCAGUUUAAGCUACUGGGCACACCGAAUGAGUCAUCAUGGCCUGGAGUGACAUCCUUGGCCAACUGGUCAACUGAAUUUCCAAACUUCCAGCCGGGAUUCUGGCACGAGAAAGUGAAGCGCACACCGGGCAUGCACAAUCUCAUCUCCUCCAUGGUGUGCUGUUGCCCUGCGCUGCGGCAGUCGACUGGUGCAUUGCUGGGCCACGGUGUAUUCCGCACGCUGGAUCCUUCCCUGCCUCCGUCCGUGAAGCUUUCCUCGGAGUGCGAGAAGGGCCGGCCUCAGGCGCAGCGGACCGAAACUGUCACUCAGAAGGAGAGACUGGCCGGGCAAUCAGAGGACCAGAAAAUGGCUAUCGAGGACGAACCACUAGGAGAGCUCUUCAGCUGCCUGAAGCGGGAGAAGCCCGCGCGGCCCGUGGUCCCGGAGACUGCGGACGUGCGACGGGCCAGCAAGAAGCCCAAAGAGAGUCAGAGAGCUUCGUUGUUGGAUGAGUGGCACGUGAACACUCAGAUUCGCCGGCCGCGCUGA
This is a messenger RNA of Symbiodinium necroappetens, 1038 nucleotides long. NCBI's taxonomy places the organism in Eukaryota, Dinophyceae, Suessiales, Symbiodiniaceae. The record is from the annotation of a GenBank genome assembly.